AUGAAAGUAGUAACCGCUGCACGUCAAUUGGGUAACUUGAUUUCCUACAAAAGCAUUUUGGAGAAUCUCAGGAACGAAAUCAACAAUCUGCAACAAAAAAGACAAAGGGUGCAGGAAAAUCAUACUUGGGAUUCUGAGGAAUUUCAGGCUAAAAGUAAAUGGUUAAAAAAAAUUGAUGAAUUUUUUGUUCAAGUGGGAGUAUUUGUGAACUACUAUGAAGGAAAAGUUUCUUGCACAAAUUUCCUAUCGUGGUACAAAGUUAAUAAACAAGCCAGAAAGAUGAUGCAAGAAAUGGUACAAUUACAAGAAGAAGGUAAUCUUUAUCUGUUAGUGAAACCACCAAAAGAUUAUAAGGCCCCAAAAUCAAGAGCAGAUACAAUAAAUGAUAUUAUGAAGGCCUUAAAGGACCCUCUUAUCCAAACAGUUGGAGUAUGGUGGUUAGGUGGUGGAGGCACAACCUUAUUAGCCAAACAGGUUGGAGACCAAGCAAAAGAAGAACAUAACUUGUUCAAAGUGGUUAUCAUAGAUGUAGCUGAGAAGCCAAGCGUUGAACAAGUUCAAGAAGAUGUUGAAGCUAUAUUGGGUCUCCAGUUUAAUGGGGAAAUACAUGUGGAAAGAAGAAAUAGAUUGCGUCUUAGAAUAAAGAAAGAGAAAAGGAUUCUUAUCAUCAUUAAUGAUAUGGGGGGAGAGUUGAAUCCUCAAGAAUUUGAUUUGGAUGAAAUUGGAGUUCCUUUGGGUGAUGAACAUAAGGGCUGUAAAUUAUUGCUAAUAUCAAAAAGUUUGGAUUUCAUAAAAAAUUUGAUGGGUGCUCCUAAGGCUAAGGUGUUUCAACUAGAAGUGUUGCUAGAAGAAGAGGCCCAGAGCUUGUUUGAAAAGAUGGUUGGAGGCAUUGCUCAAGAUUCUGAGGCAAGUUCCAUAAUAACUGAAAUAGUGAAAAGUUGUGAAGGUUUAGCUCCUGCACUUUUUGCUGUAGCCAAGGUAUUAGAAAAGAAAGACCUGCAUGCUUUGCAACAUGCCUUGAUGCAUCUAAAGGAACAUGGUGCACCAAUAAGACUAUGUCACAAUAGUUUAGAGAGCGAAGAACACAAAUUCUUGAUCUUGAUUCUUACCAUCAGGGGAAAGAGAGCCGUGAACAAGCAUAGUAUAUAUUUAGACAUGUGGGAAGGUUUAUUAAAAAAUCUUGAUACAUUAGAGGCUGCAAGAAGUAGGUGUGAUUCAUUAAUCAGUGAUCUUAAGGCCUAUGGUCUUCUGGUUGAAGAUGAAAAGGAAACUGUCAAAAUAAAUUACUUGAUAUGGCACACUGCUUAUUCAAUAGCUCAAAGUCAUCUAAAAGCUUCAAUUAUUUCUAAGGAAUGGCCACCUGAAGAAUGGUUGAGAAGUUUACGCUUCUGCAACAUGACUAUUGAGAGUGGUGCACAGAUUCCUGAAAAGUUGCAGUGUCCUGACAUUCAAGAGAUUAUACUAAGCGCUGACAAUCCCUCAAUGCAGGUUCCAAAUUCAUUUUUUUAUGAGACUAAGCUUCUGAAACUAUUAGAACUUAUUGGCUUUGACUGUUUAAAACUACCUUCUAGUUUUGGUUUGUUAAAGAACCUUCAAGCAUUAUCCAUGUAUAAUUGCGAAUUGGGAGACAUAACUAUAGUUGGUGAGCUCACAAACCUACAAAUUCUUGUCCUCCUCGGAAGUAGAAUCCAACAAUUGCCUAGAGAAAUUGGACAGCUUCAGAAGUUGCUAAUCUUGGAUUUAAGAGACACAUAUCUCCAGGUGAUUCCAUCCAAUGUUCUGUCAAUCUUAACUAGUUUAGAAGAAUUGUAUUUGAGAAACUCCUUUUGCAAUUGGGAGGUUGAAAGAUCCAACAGUGAAAACAGAAAUGCAAGCUUGAAAGAGCUAACAAACUUGCAUCGCUUGGCAUAUAUAGAAGACUUGUAUGUUCCUGAUCCUGAGGCAUGGCCAAUGGACCUGUACUUUGAAAAAAUGAAAUCGUACACGAUUUUCAUUGGGGAUAGGUGGACUGAGACCCAUAAUGAUGAACUGAAUGGUGGUGUCCAAGAUGUUCUGAGUGAUUUGGAUGAGUUUCCCCAUCUACAAUCGCUCUUUGUACAAAACAAUGUUGAAAUCAAAUGCAUAGCCGUGAGUUCUAGUGAUGAUCAUCACAGUGGUGCUUUCUCCAACUUGGAGUCUUUGUCUCUAAACAAUGUAAGCAAUUUAAAGCACAUAUGCCAGGGUCCUCUAAAUGAAAAAACUUUCUUCAAAAUAAGAGUCAUCAAAGUACAGCAAUGCCAUGAAAUGAAAUAUCUCUUCUCAAAUUCAAUGACCGAAGGUCUUCCUCAUCUUGUUGAUUUAGAAGUUUUAGAGUGCAAACUCAUUGAGGCAAUUGUGGUUGGAGGAGAGGAAAUAAUAGAGUUUCCUCAAUUACGCUCUCUAAGGUUACAAGGACUCCCUGCAUUAUUAUGUUUCUAUAUGCAUUAUUCUUACCGUGAACUCGCACUUUUUGAUGAAAUGAUUUCUUGUCCUAGUUUGGAGAGAAUGGUGAUUUCCAAUACUAGUGUAAGAUACAUAUGGAGUUUUCCAUAUAAUGUUCAAAAUUCACUUGGGAGGAUAAAGAACCUAUACAUCGAAGAUUGUGAGAAUCUGCUGUCCGUUCUUCAUUGUUAA
Molecule: messenger RNA, 2652 nt
Organism: Abrus precatorius (Indian licorice)
Lineage: Eukaryota; Viridiplantae; Streptophyta; Magnoliopsida; Fabales; Fabaceae
Product: probable disease resistance protein At4g27220
Exons: 3
Coding region: 1-2652 (883 amino acids)
Molecular function (GO): ADP binding
Source: RefSeq, a predicted model, not a curated record